Molecule: messenger RNA, 2751 nt
Organism: Xiphophorus couchianus (Monterrey platyfish)
Lineage: Eukaryota; Metazoa; Chordata; Actinopteri; Cyprinodontiformes; Poeciliidae
Product: protocadherin gamma-C5-like
Exons: 1
Coding region: 242-2719 (825 amino acids)
Biological process (GO): homophilic cell-cell adhesion
Cellular component (GO): plasma membrane
Molecular function (GO): calcium ion binding
Source: RefSeq, a predicted model, not a curated record
UUUGCGUGGACCUGAUUGGUGGAAAUCCCUCUGCUCUGUGCACCAAUGAUGUUAAGAGCUGUACAAAGAGAUCUACUCUGUCUCAGUGAGAAGCGUCAGCUCAGAAGCGCUACAAUGUCCUGCACAAGAAGAGACGGAUGCAGACACGAAGCAUGAAUUUUACUGUUGAUUUCCAAGCCUCGUCUGCGUUGGAUUACAAACAAUAUCUUCAGUUCAGAGGUUGGGACUGGGGUGAAACGAUAUGGAGCGUGCGGGACGUGGAAUAAUGUGGAACAAAUUGUCAACAUGGCAGGUGCUUCUGUGGUGGCAUAAUUUCUUUAUCUUGUGGAGUACAAUAGACGCGCAGACUCGCUACAGCAUCCCUGAGGAGCUGAAACGGGGAUCCGUGGUGGGAAAUAUAGCCAAAGAUUUGGGUUUGCUUGUGCCUGAACUGCUUCGGCGUAAAAUGCGGAUAACCUCGGAGGCUGGUAAGCAGUAUUUUAAUGUAGACUUGGGAAAGGGAGAGCUGCUGGUGACCGACAGAAUAGACAGGGAGGAAUUGUGUGGACAAAGGCCGUCCUGUUUGCUGCCUUUGGAGCUGGUUAUAGAUAACCCGCUGCAGGUGCACAGAGUUGAAAUUGAAAUACAGGAUACGAACGAUCAUUCCCCUAGUUUUCUCACUAAAGAGAAAGUGGUGAAAAUUGCGGAGUUAGUAAAUCCAGGUGCGCGGUUUCCCUUAGAGAGUGCCACUGAUCCUGAUGUCGGUGCUAAUUCUGUACGCACGUAUCUCAUAAGCAAAAAUGAGCAUUUUAAAUUGACAGUUAAAAAUCUUAAAGAUGGGAGAAAAAUUCCUGAACUGGUGCUUGAAAAAGCUCUUGAUCGAGAGACGCAGGCUGUACACAACCUCGUCAUUACAGCUGUGGACGGGGGAGAUCCGGUGCGUUCAGGGACGUCAGAAAUCACAGUUAUAGUUCUCGAUAACAAUGAUAAUGCACCGCAAUUUGAAAAACAAGUAUAUGAAGCUAACGUCAGCGAAAGGUCUGCAAUUGGAACCGAAAUCCUGCAGGUUAAAGCUUCAGAUGCAGAUGAAGGACUGAAUGGAGAAAUAGAAUAUGUGUUUGCAGAGCAAACUUCAGAUAUUAUUUUAUCCUUAUUUGACAUCAACCCAUCCACUGGGGUUAUUACUGUCAAAGGGGUUUUAGACCAUGAAUCAAAUUCUUUACACAGAUUCGAUAUAACUGCAAAAGACAAAGGAAGUCCGGAAAUGGACGGUCAUUGUGGAGUGGAAAUCAAAAUAAAUGACAUCAAUGACAAUAAUCCUGAAAUAGUUGUUACCUCUUUAACAACACCCGUUCCCGAAGACUCUGCAAUUGGAACAGUCAUUGCAAUCAUAAGCACAAGAGACGCAGACUCAGGUGACAAUGGGAAAGUGACAUUAACGUUGUCACCCAAAUCCCUGUUCAAAUUAAACCCAUCGAUCUCAAAACAUUUUUCACUAGUCACAAAUGGUCCACUUGACCGUGAAAAAAAUAGCCAGUAUAGUAUUAAGAUAACCGCCUCUGAUUCUGGAAAACCGCCAUUAACAAGUGAAAAAACAAUAAUAGUUCAACUUUUGGAUGUAAAUGACAAUCCACCAGUUUUCUCUCAAAAAUUGUACACAGUUUAUGUUAAAGAAAACAAUGAUCCAGGGAUGAUUUUGUGCUCGGUAUCAGCAUCUGAUCUGGAUUCUGGUGAAAACGCAAAGAUCUCUUACUCCAUACUGGACUCUAAAGUGCAGGACGUCUCUGUCUCGUCUUAUGUUUACAUUAACUCAGAUAACGGGAGCAUCUACAGCAUGCACUCGUUUGACUAUGAGAAGCUGAAAGUGUUUCAGAUUCAGGUUCAGGCAAAGGACCAGGGCUCUCCCUCUCUCAGCAGCAACGCCACUGUCCAUGUUUUCAUCCUGGACCAGAACGAUAAUACCCCCGCUGUUAUUUACCCCUCCUCCGCUGCCCUGGGCUCCCUCUCUCAUCAGAGGAUGCCCCGCUCCGCUAAAGCGGGUCACCUGGUUACUAAGGUAACAGCCGUGGACGCUGAUUCGGGCCAUAAUGCCUGGAUCUCAUACAGACUAGCGGAGGCCACAGACGCCUCUCUGUUCACCGUCAAUCAGUACACAGGAGAGGUGAGGACUAAACGCGCUGUGUACGAGCAGGACGACUCCUCUCAGAGGCUGCUGAUAGAGAUCAAGGACGACGGGCAGCCGGUUCAGUCUGCCACCGCCACGGUGUCCAUCCUACUGGAGGACGGUCUCCACGAACCCAUUUUAGACCUCCGACACAAAAUGUCCGAGCCCAGCAAGAAAACUGGCAGAAUCACCCUUUAUUUGAUUCUGUCUCUGGCCUCAGUGUCCGUGCUGUCUCUGGUGACUUUUCUCAUCCUGGCGGUGAAAUGCAUCAGGGGCAGCAGAAGCAGCGGGAGCUGCUGCAUGAGAAGGAGCGACUGUGAUGAUUACAAGAACCCCAACAGAAACCUGCAGAUUCAGCUCAACACUGAUGGACCUAUAAAAUACGUGGAGGUCCUGGGAGGAGACAUGAUGUCUCAGAGUCAGUCGUUCAGGUCCUGCAUGUCUCCGAUGUCAGAGUACAGUGAUUUCACAUUGAUCAAACCCAGCAGCACCACAGACUUUAAAGAAGUCAUCAGUGUUCUGGACGCGUCUUUACCCGACAGCACCUGGACCUUUGAGAGCCAACAGGUGAGCUAAUUCAACGUUGGCCAGGUUGUGUCGAAAAAUAU